AUGAGAGCAGGCUUUGAGAAGCCGGUGGAGAGGCGCCUCAGCGUUGGCCUGUCUGAGUUGGAGCUGCUAAAGCUGCGGGCUGCGGAGCUCAUUGACGAGGCGGCGGAGCGCCUGGGGGCUUUGAGCUGCGCCAUCUGGAGCGAGCCUGAGCUGGCCUACGAGGAGCAUCACGCUCACCAGGUGCUGACGAGUUUCUUGGAGCAGAAGUCGCCGGCCGCCUCCUGGUCUGUGCAGCCGCACUACCAGCUGCCCACUGCUUUCCGGGCCGAAUGGGAUCCGCCGGGGCUCCAGGCGGCGCCUGGCGCUUCGAGACACCUCCUGCACCUGGGCUUUCUCUGCGAGUACGACGCACUGCCCGGCAUCGGGCACGCCUGCGGCCACAACCUUAUCGCCGAGGUUGGCGUAGCUGCCGCGCUGGGCAUGAAGGGGGCUCUGGAGAGUCUCCCGGGGCCGCCUCCGCCCGUGAAGGUAAUUGUUCUGGGAACCCCUGCAGAAGAAGAUGGUGGUGGUAAAAUUGAUUUAAUUAAAGCAGGAGCUUUAAAAAAUCUUGAUGAUGUUUUUAUGGCUCAUCCAUCCCAAGAGAACGCUGCUUAUCUACCUGAUGUGGCUGAACAUGAUAUGACUGUUAGAUACUAUGGAAAAGCAUCCCAUGCAGCUGUUUAUCCCUGGGAAGGAGUAAAUCCUUUAGAUGCUGCUGUCCUCGCCUACAACAAUCUAUCUGUGUUAAGACAGCAAAUAAAACCAACCUGGAGAGUUCAUGGUAUAAUAAAAAAUGGUGGUAUAAAACCCAAUAUCAUUCCCUCUUAUUCUGAAUUAAUCUAUUAUUUCCGUGCACCCUCAAUGAAAGAACUUGCAGUUUUGACCAAAAAGGCCGAAGAUUGCUUCAAAGCUGCAGCUUUGGCUACAGGGUGCACUGUAGAAAUGGAAAGUGGAGCACAUGAUUAUUACAAUGUUCUUCCCAAUAAAAGCCUACGGAAAGCUUAUAUGGAAAAUGGGGAAAAGCUGGGAAUAGAAUUCAUUUCAGAAGAUACAAUGCUGAAUAUGCCAUCAGGAUCUACAGAUUUUGGAAAUGUUACUUUUGUGGUUCCUGGAAUUCAUCCAUAUUUUUACAUUGGCUCUGAUGCCCUCAAUCAUACUGAAAGAUAUACUGAAGCGGCAGGAGCCCAGGAAGCUCAGUUCUACACUUUACGCACAACCAAAGCUUUAGCCAUGACCGCACUAGAUGUAAUCUUUAAACCAGAAUUGCUAGAGAAUGUAAAAGAGGACUUCAGAUUGCAACUUCAAGAAGAGGAAUUUCGAGAUAUAAAGAAUUAA
Molecule: messenger RNA, 1314 nt
Organism: Elephantulus edwardii (Cape elephant shrew)
Lineage: Eukaryota; Metazoa; Chordata; Mammalia; Macroscelidea; Macroscelididae
Gene: PM20D2
Product: peptidase M20 domain containing 2
Exons: 7
Coding region: 1-1314 (437 amino acids)
Molecular function (GO): dipeptidase activity
Source: RefSeq, a predicted model, not a curated record